Molecule: messenger RNA, 6437 nt
Organism: Etheostoma spectabile (orangethroat darter)
Lineage: Eukaryota; Metazoa; Chordata; Actinopteri; Perciformes; Percidae
Gene: atp2b1a
Product: ATPase plasma membrane Ca2+ transporting 1a
Exons: 21
Coding region: 514-4245 (1243 amino acids)
Biological process (GO): regulation of cytosolic calcium ion concentration; calcium ion transmembrane transport
Cellular component (GO): plasma membrane; intracellular membrane-bounded organelle
Molecular function (GO): ATP hydrolysis activity; P-type calcium transporter activity; ATP binding
Source: RefSeq, a predicted model, not a curated record
UGGACAUAGGUUUUCCAUAGGCUCAAGCGUUGGUGUUUUACGAGAACAUGCUAAAGUGGGAUGGUAACUAUCUUGACUGUUCUGGACGGAUACUUUGGUUGUGGUUGUGACAGCGCAGUGGGCGGGAUUUUACCUCAGCUCACUGGAGAGACUCUAGUCUUUAGUGAGACUGAGGGGGAGUUACAGAGAGAAAGGGACAUAGGGUGCUCUUCAGAGAACGGAAUCUGCAUGCAUGGUGAUCUCUGCCUCUGUGGGUGAUCCUCAGUCACCAUGAAAGACUAGGAACUCAGCUCUCCGAGGGAAAUGGCUUGUUUUGUAAUAUCCCUGCCCUGCUACCUGCCAUAUGACUCCACCUGCCUCUGAAGGGCCUGCCAGCUGUUUAUGGGAACUACUACUGUGUUCGCUCUCUUGAGGAUUUAAGCUUUUCCAGGACAACACUUUUUAUUUUUUUUUACCCCCAUUGUUGAGCUAAAGCAGCAACGCUUUGCAAUAGAGCGGGGAGGCAACGAGACAAUGGCAAACAACUCAUACAGUGGGGUGAAGAACUCCAUGGUGGAGGCCAACCACGAUGGAGAGUUUGGCUGCACGCUCAAUGAACUGCGCUCGCUUAUGGAACUGAGAGGCGCAGAGGCGAUAGUCAAAAUUGGGGAAUCUUAUGAGGAUAUUAAAGGACUCUGCAACCGGUUAAAAACAUCACCUAUAGAUGGUCUAAGUGGACAGCCUGGAGACAUCGAGAAGCGGAAAACAGUGUUUGGGCAAAAUUUAAUACCGCCCAAAAAGCCCAAAACCUUCUUACAGUUAGUGUGGGAGGCACUACAGGAUGUCACACUGAUUAUUCUAGAAGUGGCAGCCAUAGUUUCACUAGGCCUUUCUUUUUAUAGACCUCCAGAUGCCGAAAGAACACACUGUGGAAGGGCAGCUGGCGGAGUGGAAGAUGAAACUGAGUCAGAAGCGGGCUGGAUUGAGGGUGCAGCCAUUCUACUGUCAGUUGUCUGUGUGGUGCUGGUGACGGCAUUCAAUGACUGGAGUAAAGAGAAGCAGUUUAGGGGCCUCCAGAGCCGCAUUGAGCAGGAGCAGAAAUUUACUGUUGUCCGUGGAGGACAAGUCAUCCAAAUUCCUGUGGCUGAGAUUGUGGUCGGGGAUGUUGCACAAGUAAAAUAUGGUGACCUUUUGCCUGCCGAUGGAGUCCUUAUCCAAAGCAACGAUCUGAAGAUCGAUGAGAGCUCGCUCACAGGGGAGUCGGAUCAUGUCAAGAAAACACAAGAAAAAGAUCCAAUGCUGUUAUCAGGCACUCAUGUAAUGGAAGGCUCAGGGAAAAUGUUGGUCACUGCUGUGGGUGUCAACUCUCAAACUGGAAUUAUCUUCACUUUACUUGGGACCAGUGAAGAUGAUGAAGAAGAUGAAGAGGAAAAGAAAAAGGAAAAGGAGGAGAAGAAGAAACAGAGAAAAAACAAGCAGGAUGCAGCGGUGGAGAGCCGUAAGAAAGCUAAAGCCCAGGAUGGUGCUGCAAUGGAAAUGCAGCCACUGAACAGUGAUGAGGCUGAUGCAGAAGAGAAAAAGAAAUCCAGCAUGUCAAAGAAAGAGAAGUCUGUUCUCCAGGGCAAACUGACCAAACUAGCUGUACAGAUUGGCAAAGCAGGACUGGUUAUGUCAGCCAUCACUGUCAUUAUCCUGGUGGUGCUGUUUGUAGUAGACACAUUUUGGAUCCAGGGUCUGCCCUGGGUCAAGGAAUGCACACCCAUUUAUAUUCAGUUCUUUGUGAAAUUUUUCAUCAUCGGCGUCACUGUUCUGGUGGUGGCUGUUCCCGAAGGCCUGCCACUUGCUGUAACAAUCUCCCUGGCAUACUCUGUUAAGAAAAUGAUGAAAGACAACAACCUGGUGCGUCACUUGGAUGCCUGUGAGACUAUGGGCAAUGCUACCGCCAUCUGCUCUGACAAGACUGGUACGCUCACCAUGAACCGCAUGACUGUGGUGCAGGCCUUCAUCGCUGAAAAGCACUACAGGAAGGUCCCUGAACCAGAGAACAUCCCCUCCUCCAUUUUAGACAUGCUGAUUCUGGGCAUCGCAGUCAAUUGUGCUUACACUACUAAGAUCAUGCCUCCCGAGAAAGAAGGGGGCCUGCCACGGCAAGUGGGUAACAAGACCGAAUGUUCCUUGCUCGGCUUUUCAAAUGACUUGAAGCGUGACUACCAGGCAAUACGCAACGAGAUCCCCGAAGAGAAACUGUACAAAGUCUACACCUUCAAUUCAGUCCGCAAGUCUAUGAGCACUGUGUUGAAGAUGGCUGAUGGCAGCUACCGUAUGUUCAGCAAAGGGGCCUCGGAAAUUCUCCUGAAAAAGUGCUAUAAAAUCCUGACAGCAAAUGGUGAAUCCAAGGUGUUUCGCCCUCGGGACAGAGAUGACAUGGUUAAGAAAGUGAUUGAGCCCAUGGCCUCAGAGGGCCUGAGAACCAUAUGCCUUGCAUAUAGAGAUUUCCCUGUCUCUGAGGGUGAGCCUGACUGGGACAAUGAAAAUGAUAUCCUCAGUGGACUGACCUGUCUCUGUGUGGUGGGCAUUGAAGACCCCGUGAGACCUGAGGUCCCUGACGCCAUCAGGAAAUGCCAACGUGCUGGUAUCACAGUGCGGAUGGUGACUGGGGACAACAUCAACACAGCUCGAGCCAUCGCCACCAAGUGUGGCAUCCUACUGCCUGGAGAUGACUUCCUCUGCCUAGAAGGCAAAGAGUUUAACCGAAGGAUACGCAAUGAAAAAGGAGAGAUUGAACAAGAACGCAUUGACAAGAUCUGGCCCAAACUACGAGUACUGGCUCGCUCUUCCCCCACAGACAAACACACCCUAGUAAAAGGUAUUAUUGACAGCACAGUGUUAGAAAAAAGACAAGUAGUAGCAGUGACAGGAGAUGGUACCAAUGAUGGUCCAGCCCUGAAGAAAGCUGAUGUUGGCUUUGCCAUGGGCAUUGCUGGUACAGAUGUAGCCAAGGAGGCAUCUGACAUCAUCCUGACUGAUGACAAUUUCUCCAGCAUCGUCAAGGCCGUCAUGUGGGGCCGCAACGUCUACGACAGCAUCUCUAAGUUCCUCCAGUUUCAGCUAACUGUCAAUGUGGUGGCUGUCAUUGUAGCAUUUACAGGAGCCUGCAUCACACAGGAUUCUCCACUGAAAGCAGUACAGAUGUUAUGGGUCAACCUCAUCAUGGACACCUUUGCUUCACUAGCCUUGGCCACAGAGCCCCCUACAGAAGCCUUGCUGCUAAGGAAGCCAUAUGGCCGCAACAAGCCUCUCAUCUCCCGCACCAUGAUGAAGAACAUCCUGGGUCACGGAGUGUUCCAGUUAGUCACCAUCUUUACUCUGCUCUUUGCCGGAGAGAAGUUCUUUGACAUUGACAGCGGCAGGAAUGCACCUCUCCACGCCCCGCCUUCUGAACACUACACCAUUGUCUUCAAUACAUUUGUACUGAUGCAGCUUUUCAACGAGAUCAACGCCCGCAAGAUCCAUGGUGAAAGGAAUGUCUUUGAAGGCAUCUUCAACAACCUUAUCUUCUGUAGUAUUGUCUUUGGUACCUUCAUUAUCCAGUUCGUCAUAGUGCAGUUCGGUGGGAAGCCAUUCAGCUGCGUGGCUCUGACCGUCGACCAGUGGCUAUGGUGUACUUUCUUAGGCUUUGGCUCUCUACUAUGGGGACAGGUAAUCUCUUCAAUACCCACCAGCCGCUUAAAAUUCUUGAAAACGGCAGGCCACGGCACCCAGAAAGAGGAGAUCCCAGACGAAGAGCUGGACGAGCUUAGUGACAAUGAUGAGAUUGACCACGCUGAGCGGGAGCUUCGCCGAGGCCAGAUCCUCUGGUUCCGAGGCCUCAAUCGCAUCCAGACUCAGAUCCGGGUGGUGAAUGCAUUCCGCAGCUCCAUCUCCCUCUAUGAGGGGCUGGAGAAGCCUGAGUCGCGAUCAUCAAUCCACAACUUUAUGACCCACCCUGAAUUUCGGAUUGAGGACUCUGAGCCCCAUAUUCCCCUCAUAGAUGACACUGACGCAGAGGAUGACGCCCCGACCAAGCGCAACUCUGCAAGCCCCCGCAACACUACGCCCACGCCGCCCUCACCCACCACCGUUGCCCCCACCACGCCGGUCUCUCCCUCCCCAAACCAGAACAAUAACGCUGUGGAAAGCAGUAACCACCUCCUCCCAGAAGGCCCCAAAUCAGGGACCCUCUCGGCCCCAGGGAGCCCCCUACACAGCCUGGAGACCUCCCUUUGAUCUGACCCUGCGCCACGCGUCACCACCACUUUUCUACCCGCCACCAAGGAGCUCGAAUCAGACAAAACGAACGAACACUUGCAGAAGAGAGACGAAGGGCUAAGAGGAGAGCGGAGUCUUGUGUGAGCUUGGCUUUGGCUGGACUAAAAGAACAGCAAACAUUCAGAGGAAUGUACGGCUUGGUGUGGAUGCUUUGGUCUUCUUUUAUUUUAGGUUCUUAUUAAUACCCCGCUGCAACACAAGGACUGUCUUCACCCCUCCCUCCUUGGUAACUUUUGUUUUUCUCGGUAAACAAGGGGUGAUUAUAAACUCAGAUUGAAAGUGACCUGUUUUUAUUAUUCUAUUAUUAUUAUUAUUAUUAUUAUUUUAAUUGAGACGGGGAGGUCCUCCUCCUGGCUUGAAGAUCGUCUGUAAGAAUUAUGAAAGAACCUUUAGCUUCUCUUUUAUCUGAAUGGUGUUGUAUAUUUAUCUCUUUGGCCCUUGCUCAUUCAAAACUUAUUUCUGCUCCAUUGGCUGUUAAUAUUUUGAGUUAUUUAUGUUUUUGGAAAAAAGCAGGUCUGUUUACAAAGUUUGUAGAUACUUUUUUUCUGUUUGUAGGCAAAAGAGCUUCCUGAUGUAUGAUGCAGAAAACUGGGACAGAAUUAAAAAAAAAUGAAUGAGAGGAUUAUUUCAGAUACUGCUGUAUUUUCAGGAAAAAAAGGGUGUUUCUAUUGAAACUUAACUAUUUUUGCCUGCAAGUUUUGUUAUAUAUUUGUAGAUAAAUGUAGAAUCUUCUAGCCAAACCGAUAAACACUAAGGCUUGUAUAGAAAAAGGUCCUCCGGGUGAGGUGUUUUCACAGGAGACGGGACGGGAAAGACAUUUAGGGCCUCUGUCCAAUAACUGCUAUAAAUAUUUACUACUUCCAUUUCUUCGAUAGUUUUCAUGUGCACAAAACCUUCUGGAGUUCUGGAUUCUCUUUUCAUUCAUUAUGUUGUGUUCAAGGAUUUCCACAUGUUGAAAGGUUCACUCAUUAAAAGGGAGUUGAGAAUAAAUCUGGGCCUGUAUUUAGCAAGCAUCUCAGACUGACACCUAGAAUUAUGCUGAAACAAAGUCUUACCUCGAAGUUGGACAUGAGGUCCUCAUGAAGCCUCCUACAGUCGCUUUCAGCAGGAAGUAGUUUAGAUUGUUGUGGUUUCACACCACUAUCGUACUGUAAAAUGUCUUGUAGUAGUUAUUAGUUCCGUUCAAAAGAGGUUGAUACUGAUUAUUUGAUGCAGGAAAAAUGUGCGUUUAUGACUAAUUUAUGCAUGUUAAGGCUACAAAAUUUGUUUUUGCCAAAGCUCAUAAAACACUCAAAAGACUUAAAGUUCAGUUGUUGUUGUUUUUUAUCACUUGAGUUCAAAGUAACGCUGUAUUCAGCCAGUGCGCUUAUUUAUUUUUCAAUAAGAAGUCCAUAUUAAUGUGCCUUGGCUACAAUAAUAAUUUAGACAAUGCUUUGUCCCGUCAUCGGCCAUCAGCAGGUGACUCCUCACAGAUGAACACCGUUACUCCUCUAGCUAAAAGAAGGACCUCAAACUGCUCCUUCUGGGCCAGUUGUGUUUGAUUCUCUCUCUGGAUGCUUGAUAAAUAUGGACCCCGGUCAUCUUUUUUUUUUCGUAAUUAGUGUUUUAAUUUAUUUAUUUUUCUCAGCAAAACCUUAGCCCCCUACCAAUGUACAAUAUUGACAUUUGUUUACUCAGGCAUAGAAAAAAAUAUUUAAUUUAAAAGAAAAAGGAAUCUAUAAAGAACCUUUUAAAUUCAGAUUUUGUGUAUUUAGGUAGUGCAACAUUGUAUUGGUUAAAACAAAAAGUGAAUUAUUUGCAUAUUUCAUUCAGUCUUUUAAGAUCAUGCCUUAGGAAAAACUUAAUUUUACUCCUGCAAGUUCUGUUUUGUUGACAUUUUUAAAAUCAAAAACAGGGGAAAAAUUAUUAAUUUUUUUCUCUCUCUCUCUCAAUCAAUAACAAAUAAGACUCCUUUCACCGUGGAUAAAUGUUGCCACAUUUGAUUUGUUUGUAAAAUAUUUUUGACACCUGGUGUACUGGAAACGCUAUAGAAUUGGACAUGUGCAUUUUUCAAGAAUAAAGACUAGGCAUACACUGGUAUCUAUCUGCACAGGGUACUUUAUUUCAUAGCGUUCCUUGGGGGGGGAAAAUAAUUUUGAUACAAAUCAUAA